CGCCACCCCUCUCCCCAUCUCCACCAUCUGUCUUGUCUCAUUCUGUUUUUCAUGUUUAAACUGUCUCCAUCAUCCUGCAAUAAUGUGCAUUUUGAAGAGAUAGAUCGCACCUAUCUAUGGAACCUAUACUUUGGUAGUCGUGGUUGAAGAACCAGUGUGGAAUUACCAUUGUUAUCAACAACAUCACUCCAAACAGCAAAUAGCUACAGUGAAACCAAACAUCUAGUGGGGAAAAAAGUACACAAUUUGUGUAUGUGUGUAUAUACAUAAAAAAGAAAAAAACAGAGAGCUACAUAUAUACAUAUAUGUUUUGUUUUCAACCUUCUUUUGGAAUUGUAAAUUAAUUCAGCUACAAUUGGAUUUUGGAUUUUAAAAAGAAAACCAACAAAAGAAACAGAAUAAAUCAUCUCUCUACUCAAAACUCUCCAAGAUAAACUGAGUUUCAUAACUGAAGACCUUUCACAAGAAGAAACUCAGUUCACUUCUCUUUUGGAAUCAUUUUUUAACCUAGUAUUGUUGAAUAUUUAAUAAAUAUAUAUUCCAGCUACUUUUUUUUUUAAUCUUGAAAAGUAAAAAAUUAUAUAUAUAAAAUUUUUUUUUAAAUCCAACGUAUUUUAAACCUAAAAGAACAGCUACUAUUACUUGUAGUAAUAUUAAUACCAUUGCUGUUAUUACAACAAUAACAAACAAGAAGAAAGAAUAAAAUAAAGUACAACAGAACAGCCCUGCUGCCAACACCACACAUCAAAAUUGUACAUGGAAUUUGAUCUUCUGCAACUAACCAGCAGCAGCAGCAACAACAACAGAAGCAAGUCAGCAUAGAGCAUCAAGAUGGCAGGAGUUGAAACUGCUGUACGUCAAAUUGAACUAAAAUGGCCAAAUGUACCUGACCAGUUAAUCAAAGGGAACAAAUUCCUUAAAUGGGAAGAGGGUUCUUCAAGUACAACUGAAAUUUUGCUCAGAGUUGAUCCCAAGGGAUAUUUCUUGUACUGGAAAAUUGAAGGAAAGGAAGAUGUCGAAAUCUUGGAUUUAGCUUACCUCAGAGAUACAAGAACAGGAAAAUAUACAAAACUUCCAAAGGAAAAGAAAGUCAAAGACGCUGGUACUAACUAUGGUUCUUCCAAUAUUCCACUUGCCGACAAAUGUUUUACAGUUUGCCAUGGUUAUGACUAUAUAGAAUUGGAAUGGCUUCAUUUCGUUGCAGAGAACUCGGAAUUAAAACAGAAAUGGGCAGAGGAAGUGUUCAAAUACGCCUACAACCUGCUCUCCCUAAACAAGAACCAGUUGGGUGAAUGGGAGAAACUUUACUUCAGGUUAACGACAGUGGAAGUAGAAGCUGGCGGAAAGAAAGUCCCUGUCAAAGCCAUCCAGAAAUGUCUUUCCAAAGACAAAGACGACAGAGGCAGGAUUUCCAAAGCUCUUGAAGGAUGUGGCUGGCCAUCAGGAAAGAACGACUCAAUUGACAUCAAGAAGUUUGAUUUUGACACUUUCUUCAAGUUUUAUCUAUCAUUGCUAAAUCGGUCAGAAAUUGAUGGCAUCUUCAAAGAGCUAAUUGCCUUUAGAACAGCAGAAAUACUGGGUCAGCUGACAAAAGAAGGAUUGCUGUAUUUCCUUAUGUGUGAAGAAAACAAUCUUACCCCAAUGCAUCGGUUGGAUUUGGGGGCCAACAUGAAGCUGCCCCUUGCAGCUUACUACAUCAAUUCUUCCCACAACACCUACUUGACAGGGCACCAGUUGACUGGAAAGUCUUCAGUGGAAAUAUACCGUCAAGUUUUGCUUACCGGAUGUCGUUGUCUGGAAUUGGAUUGUUGGGAUGGAAAAGAUGGAGAACCAAUCAUUACUCACGGCUUCACAAUGUGUACAGAAGUAUCUUUCAAGGAUGUGGUUGAAGCCAUUGCAGAAGCAGCCUUUAAGGUAUCAGAGUAUCCUGUGAUAUUGUCAUUUGAAAACCAUUGUUCAGUAAAGCAACAACAAUUACUAGCAAAAUAUUGCUGUGAAGCUUUUGGAGAAUUACUUUUGCAGAAAUCUUUGGACUCAUUCCCACUUAAACCCGGUAUUCAACUACCAUCACCACAUGACCUCAAGAAGAAGAUUUUGAUUAAGAAUAAGAAAGUGCACAAAGGUGGAGAUGAUGAUGACAUGGCUGGCUUAACAGAUGAAGAAAAGAAGAAAAUUGAGAAAGAAAAGAAAGAUGCGGGAACUGCUGCUAAAGAAGCUGAAGCCGCUGAAGAAAUGUCUGCCCUUGUCAACUAUAUCCAACCAGUUCAUUUCACAACCUUUGACAAUGCCACAAAGAAGAACAGAAGCUAUGAGAUGUCAUCCAUGGUAGAAACCCAAGCUUUGAACUUACUGAAAGAAGCACCAGAAGACUUUGUAGAUUACAACAAGAGACAGCUGACAAGAAUCUACCCGAAGGGUACCAGAGUCGACUCUAGUAACUACGUACCACAGUUACCCGUGUAUUACAUUGUUGCUCUUGUGGAGGCGCACUGGCCCAGUGAUUUGGCCAUGUGCGUCAAUUUGGGUGUAUUUGAAUACAACGGAUGCUCUGGUUAUAUAGUAAAACCAGAGUUUAUGAGAAAACUGGACAAGAGAUUUGAUCCCUUCACAGAAUCUACUGUCGAUGGUGUAGUUGCCGGAACAGUUGAAAUCAAGAUCAUCUCAGCCCAGUUCCUAUCUGACAAGAAGAUCUCUUCCUACGUCGAGGUUGAAAUGUAUGGAUUACCAACUGACACAGUCAGGAAGAAGUUCAAAACGAAAACCGUGGUCAACAAUGGUAUGGAUCCCUACUACAACGAAGAAGCUUUUGUCUUCAAAAAGGUUGUGUUGCCAGAUUUGGCUGUUGUGAGAAUUAUUGUGUAUGAAGAAGGUGGUAAAUUUAUUGGACAUCGUCUCAUGCCUCUGGACGGUAUCAAACCAGGUUACCGUCACAUACCUCUGAGAAAUGAGAGCAACCGUCCUUUGGGUUUGGCCUCUGUGUUUGCGCACAUUGUAGCCAAAGAUUACGUAUCUGAUGCAUUCGCAGAUUUUGCCAAUGCUUUGUUGAAUCCUAUUGCUUACCAAUCUGCAAACGAAGCAAGAGCUGCCGCUUUGUGCGCUUUUGAAGAUGACCCAGAUGCUGCUUUGGAUGCAGCAACUGCACCGAGCCCUAAGUCAGGUAAAAAGGCCUGGGGAGCUAUCGGCAAAAAGGUCAGUGCUAGUAACAUAGCUGUGAAGGCAGUUGGUAAACCAGGUGGACCUAAAGCUGCUGGUGGACCGAAACCAGCUGGUGGACCAAAACCAGCUGGCGGACCAAAACCAGCUUCUACACCUGCCAGUCCGCCUCCGCCUGCUGCAGAAUCUGAAUUUAUUACCAAUUCCAAAAUGAAAGAUGAUUCUAUUGUGAAACCACUAACCAUGGACAGUGUGAAACAGAACAAGGCAUACACAAAGAUCUCCAGCAAGAGAGACAAAGAAGUUGAUUCUUUAAAGAAGAAAAACGAAAAGGCUCAGUCAAAUAUGAAGACAAAGAUGAAGGGUGAAGAAACCAAGUUGAAAAGUGCCAACCAAAAGAAUGAGAAAAAGGCAGAGAAAAGUGGCAAAGAUGAACAUGAUAAAGUGGUGAAAGAGAAUGAAGAAAAGGUUUGUUUCUUCUCCCAGUUGACAUUUUAUUAUAGUCGAUCCACUUCACUAUCUGAUGAUUACAUUUUUAUCACGAUGAUAGCGAUGGUUGUGGUUGAUGAUGACAAUGGUUGUGUUGAUGUCCAAUUAUCUCUAAUUCAUUGUUGUACAUCUCUUUCCAGGAAGAAACGUGAACUGAGUAAAAAACUGAUUGAUGGCAUUGUUGCCGAGAGAAACAAGUUGAAGGCAUUGAAAGAGCAACAAGAGAAAGUCUUGGAUAAGAAUAUGGAGAAUUUAAUAAAAGAGUUUGAUAAUGAGAAAUCAAAUGCUGAAGCUAAGAUAAAGGAGGAGAUUGAUGGAAAAUUGAAGAAAGCUAAUGAGACUUGGUCUUGAAUGGCAGAAAACACACUUUUGAAAGAUUAUGAGGAGAGGAUGCAGAAUUUAGCAAUUGAUUUUGCAUUACAGAAAGUCAACAGCAAAGAUAACAUCACCGCUAUGUGAAUUUUUAGCCAAAAAGAAAAAAAAAAAGAAAAA
Messenger RNA from Octopus bimaculoides (California two-spot octopus), 4134 nucleotides. Its product is annotated as 1-phosphatidylinositol 4,5-bisphosphate phosphodiesterase beta-1. The record is from RefSeq and is a predicted model, not a curated record. Gene Ontology annotation, biological process: release of sequestered calcium ion into cytosol; phosphatidylinositol-mediated signaling; G protein-coupled receptor signaling pathway. Gene Ontology annotation, cellular component: cytoplasm. Gene Ontology annotation, molecular function: phosphatidylinositol-4,5-bisphosphate phospholipase C activity; calcium ion binding. NCBI's taxonomy places the organism in Eukaryota, Metazoa, Mollusca, Cephalopoda, Octopoda, Octopodidae.